Messenger RNA from Stylonychia lemnae, 972 nucleotides. NCBI's taxonomy places the organism in Eukaryota, Ciliophora, Spirotrichea, Sporadotrichida, Oxytrichidae. The record is from the annotation of a GenBank genome assembly.
AUGAGGAUGAGAAGAAUAUCGACAUAGUUUAGCACAAAUGGUUUGACUGAUUAAAGUGAUCAGUCAUAGAAGUAUGUUUUGUAUGAUGAUCACUCAGAAACUGAGUAUGAUAAAUGCGACAAUUUAAUACAAUAAAUUAAAAGAUAAUAAAAUCAAGAAAAUACUACUACUAUUAUUAAAAAUGGUAUUGAAAAAAGCAAUCGUAGUAUCUAAGAAAUUUAUUACAAAUCUGUAUUAAGUGAUGAGGAGAUUGAAGAAUCGAAGUUGGAAUUUUCAACUAUUGAGGAUAAAUAAUCGUUUGAUUUCUUUGAUAAAGUUUUAGAAUCAACUAGAUCUUCAGAUUCCAGGCCUUCAUUCUUUUGUAAAAGAAGAUCAAUAAAAUCAAUUUUCGUUAGUUAAGCAACUUCAGAAGCUAUAUAGCUUUAAUAAAACUUGUAAUAACAGGAAGAAAACUAGAGAAUUAUCUGCGCAUUACAAAAAUAAAAUUAAUAACUUGCAAAAGAGGAGUAAAAAUUGCUGGAAUUAAUUAAGAAAAAAGAAUAAGAACGUAUCAGAUAAUUAUAGAUUUCGAAAGAAAAAUAUGAAAAAGAAUUAGCUGUAAAGACUGUUUAGGCUAAAAUAUUAGAAUAAAUUAGACAAAUUAAUGAUAAAAAUCAGCUUCAAGAAAUAGCCAAUGAUCGAAUAAACAACACUAGCUUUAUGUCCUCAGGACAAAGUUAAAACCUAUUGAAAUCUUAUGCUGGUGAGCAAAGAGAUAAUAUUUAAUAGCUCAAUGUAGCGAAAGCUAUAUCUAAUGUUGAAAAGAAGAACAUUGAAAUUAUUAGAUCUAUUUAAGGUAAAAAAAUCAAAAUAAAUUUGCAGAUCUGCUACAAAAAAUUAGGAAAAGAUGUGCUAUUGGGAAAAGACUAGAUAAUUAAAACAAAUGUAACUGCUAAGAUUAUUUAGAAAAACAAGAAUUAAAAUUAGAAAUGA